Angiostrongylus costaricensis is the source of this 1014-nucleotide messenger RNA. Lineage: Eukaryota; Metazoa; Nematoda; Chromadorea; Rhabditida; Metastrongylidae. The record is from the annotation of a GenBank genome assembly.
AUGUGUAAGCGACUUGGCCAGUUAUUGCCUUCAGCGAUGGCCUGGUCGUUAAUCGUCAUCUGUACGCUUUGCUUCUACUACUUCCUAGCUCCGGCCGUCGGUGUACGCUGGGGCUGGUAUGGUUGGGCAUUAUGUGGCGUCGAUCUCCUCAUUUUUUUAAUGUUGAUUUCGAAUUUUAUUAUGGCGAUGUGCAUGGAUCCGGGAAUCCAUCCAUACGGAUAUGCGUCUGAAGAAAUGACGACUGAUGACUUUCGGUCGCCUUUGUAUAGAAAUAUUGAGAUUAAUGGCAUUACGGUUCGUAUGAAAUGGUGUGUGACAUGUCAAUUCUACCGACCUCCUCGAUCGAGUCACUGUUCGGUUUGUAAUAGAUGUAUAGACACAUUCGAUCACCAUUGUCCCUGGGUCCAUAAUUGUGUGGGACGACGAAACUACAGAUAUUUCUUCUUCUUUCUAUGCUUUCUUAGUCUACAUAUGGCUUACGUGGCGUCUGUCUGCCUAGCGUACACACUAGCACAUAGAGAAGAUAUUCUGAGCAGGCCGAACCUCUGCUCUAUCGUUCUCCUAGCGUUGUGUGCUAUAUUAUCUGUACCAGUGGUUGGCCUCACAGUUUUUCAUAUUGUUCUCGUUUCUCGCGGAAGAACAACAAAUGAACAGGUAACUGGAAAGUUCCAAUCGGGCUACAAUCCGUUCACUAUCGGAUGUCUCGGAAAUAUAAAGCGAACCUUGUGUGGAAGCCAGUUUCCGUCGUAUGUUUUUCUUAGUGAUCCUAAAUUAUCAGUAUAUGCCAUACUUUUAUAUAUUUGGAUACUUGGAGGGCCCGUCCUCGCCAGUUGUUUGAAGCAUCUUCGAUUGCCUGAUAAUCAAUCUGUAGGCACUUCUAUUUCAUUAGCUGGUGGAGAUGUUCUAUCUCAACCUGAGCGAGAUGGUUCCACGUGUAAUUUGUUUGAAUCAGCCCAAGGUAUGGUUUCAGCUGCCUUGUUUAUAAUAUUUUGGCGUUCCGUGGUUAAGUUUUGA